Messenger RNA from Ostertagia ostertagi, 852 nucleotides. The record is from the annotation of a GenBank genome assembly. Lineage: Eukaryota; Metazoa; Nematoda; Chromadorea; Rhabditida; Trichostrongylidae.
AUGGUCGACGCACCAAAAAAUGUGGUGGCUCACAAGCAAAAGGGUGGCGCCUUCGGUUCCUCGGGAGGCACAGUACGUCGACGUGGCACUGGAAAAAUCAUUCUUGCUGCUUGGUCACUUAUCUACGGAGUCACUGCAGAGCUCAUCUACGCGAUAGUCCUGACGAUAAUGGUGAGGAGACAACAUCGUCGUCUGUCAUGCUACAAGAUAAUGAUCGUCUUAGGUGUCGUCGACAUGUGUGCAAUCGCCCUGAACUCCAUUCUUAGUGGAUACUUAUGGUUGGUUGGCGCCAACUACUGCAUGUGUCCGACACUUAUUUUCGUCUCCGGAUCUAUAGCACUUGGUUGGUUUUUGAUCUCGCUAACCCAGAGUUCGGAAGGCGCAAACUAUAGGUGUGAAGUUCUGAGAAGGGAAAUGGCGAUUGCUCUGUUCCAAGGCAAUCGUACCUUCGUUGUUCUGCUGAUUCCUCUUUUCUAUUUGUUUUAUUUCACGUUUUUCACACCUCCUCUUAUAUUCAAUUCGGAUCGCAUGGCAUGGUUCUUCGCCACAUUUGCUGAUGGCCAUGAUAUCGACAAGUUCUUCAACUACCCUCACACUGCUAAUAAUCUACUUAUCGUAAUUCUCACUUGCCUAUUGUAUGUGCAGUAUUCUCGAGUUUUAUUCCGUCACUCUAAAGCGAGCACUGGACUCACAUGGGCACAGAAAUCAUUUUUCUUGCAAACGUCAUUGAUCUGUGUCUCUAAUCUUAUUGCGGCAUUGAUCUACGUAUACAUGAAUUUCUUCCCAACACCGGCAUAUUUCGUUGUGGUAGGACACAUUUGCUGGCAACUAGGUCAUGGUACGGAUAUGUAA